AUGGAUUGGGAGGCAGCUUUGCUUUUAUUUGUUAGAAUACUGCAACUCAUCGCUCUCCCGCAGGUCGUUGUCACGACUCUCGUCUUCGGCUUGACGAUAGGCUGGACUGUGAUUAUCGCCGUCAUCUUGGCUGUGGUAUACGCGCCACCUCCGUUGCUCUGGAGCUCCCUGUAUGUUGGACUUCUCAGUCUCGCGCCGUUAGCGGGGCUUCUCAUCGGGCUCCCCGUCGGCGGGGCUUUGGCCGAUAUGUUAUUCAACAGACACAAAAAGAAAUCCCAACAAGUACACGACCCAGCCGUUAGAUUACCAGCCGUAAUAAUCGGUGGACUGGUAAGCCCUGCAGGUUGCCUUGUACUCGGUUAUGGGCUACAGCAUCCUCAUACUUGGAUCCAAGUCUGUGUUGGAUGGGGUAUGCUGGCUUUUGGCUUGACGGGAUCAGCCAACGUCUUAUUGACGUAUGCCGUUAACAGUCUGCCUGCUCGAGCUGGAGAUAUCGGUACCCUUUUGAAUGUGACCAAGAACUCACUUGGGUUUGGUGUCUUAUACGCAUCAGUCAGUUGGAUGCAGAAGUCUGGAACUGCCAACUAA
Ilyonectria robusta is the source of this 588-nucleotide messenger RNA. RefSeq lists its product as uncharacterized. The record is from RefSeq and is a predicted model, not a curated record. Gene Ontology annotation, molecular function: transmembrane transporter activity. Bases 1 to 588 code for a protein of 195 amino acids. Lineage: Eukaryota; Fungi; Ascomycota; Sordariomycetes; Hypocreales; Nectriaceae. Gene Ontology annotation, biological process: transmembrane transport. The transcript has a single exon.